UCAGUUGGAGAGUCAGCAGUUAAACCCGCCAACGUUCGGCAAGAUCGCACGUGUCUGAACCGCGAAACGCCGCACGCGAUAUGCUUUUCGUAACUGUUCAGGUGUCCAGUUCAGUUCAGUUCUUCGCGAAUUCUACUAUUCUACUUUAAAUAGUUGACCAAGUAACAUUCAACUAGACUAUAUCAUUUACGAUGGCCGAUGCGGUAGAUAAACCGGAAGCCGCAAAUCUUAAGCGGAAGAUAACACUCCUGAACGGCGUCGCUCUGAUCAUAGGAACGAUCAUCGGAAGCGGUAUAUUCGUCUCCCCGAAAGGCGUGAUCGAGAGCACCAAUUCGGUCGGGCUCGCCAUCGUCGUCUGGUGUCUGUCGGGCAUCUUCUCCAUGCUCGGGGCCCUUUGCUACGCUGAGCUCGGCACCUCCAUCACACGAUCAGGUGGCGACUAUGCCUAUAUCUAUGCAGCUUUUGGCCCUCUAUGCGGCUUCCUCCGACUGUGGGUCGCGAUCCUCAUCAUCCGGCCAACGACACAGACAAUUGUUGCGCUCACCUUCGCCGAAUACGCGGCGAAACCCUUUUUUCCCGAAUGCAAACCACCGGAAAACGCAAUUAGACUGCUCGCCGCCGUUUGCUUAUGUCUGCUCACUGCCGUGAACUGUCUGAGCGUAAGAUGGGCGAUGAGGAUUCAAAGCAUUUUCACCAUGGCCAAAUUAUUCGCAUUGGUUGGUAUCAUCAUCAUCGGAGUUGUUUACCUUGGUUACGGAAAGGUUGAGAACUUUGAGAACGCGUUCGAAGGUAAUUACGAGCCCGUCGAUCUAGCCUUAGCCUUCUAUUCCGGACUAUUUGCUUUUGGUGGCUGGAAUUUCCUUAAUUUCGUAACGGAGGAGUUGCAAGAUCCUUACAAGAACCUCCCGAGAGCGAUCUGGAUUGCCAUGCCCAUGGUCACUGUAGUAUACGUAUUUGCUAACAUCGCUUAUUUCGUCGUCCUUUCCAAAAGCGAAAUCUUAAGUUCUCCCGCCGUUGCAGUGACAUUUGCAGAUAAAACUAUUGGAUCUUUCUCUUGGGUCGUACCGAUUUUCGUGGCAUUAUCGACGUUCGGUGGAGUAAAUGGGAUUCUCUUCACCUCCUCCAGAUUAUUCUUCAUUGGUGCCCAAGAAGGACACUUGCCAAAUUUCUUUUCUUUUAUUCAUAUGACAAGGAAUACUCCCAUUCCGUCUUUACUAUUUACGUGCGCAACAUCCUUAGCCAUGCUUCUAGUUAGUGACGUGUUUGCUCUCAUUCAUUAUUUCAGUCAAAUAUUAUGGCUUUCAGUUGCACUAAGUAUAGCUGGAAUGCUUUGGUUGAGAUAUAAGGAACCAAAUAUUCCCAGACCGAUUCGCAUAAAUACGAUUAUACCAGUCACAUUUAUUGCUUGCUGCCUUUUCCUAGUUAUAUUCCCAAUAUUCUUCAACCCCAUCAACUUUAUAAUCGGAUCAGUGAUAACGCUAUCAGGAAUUCCUGUUUAUUACUUAUUUGUCGUUAAGAGGGAAAGCAGAAGUCCUAAGUUAAGACUUAUAGGAGAUAAAUUGGUGUUUUUUUUGCAAGUUGCUAUGGAAUUGACCCCAUCUGAAGCUGAAAAAAGAUUGUCCAAUGAAUAAUAAAACAGGAAAAAUAAAUAUUUAUUUAUAUUUGCAAACUACAAAUA
This is a messenger RNA of Nicrophorus vespilloides, 1678 nucleotides long. RefSeq names its product Y+L amino acid transporter 2 (gene JhI-21). Gene Ontology annotation, biological process: amino acid transmembrane transport. The record is from RefSeq and is a predicted model, not a curated record. The coding region runs from base 192 to 1631 and encodes 479 amino acids. Gene Ontology annotation, cellular component: membrane. The transcript has 7 exons. Lineage: Eukaryota; Metazoa; Arthropoda; Insecta; Coleoptera; Silphidae. Gene Ontology annotation, molecular function: L-amino acid transmembrane transporter activity.